Messenger RNA from Pyricularia oryzae 70-15, 2623 nucleotides. RefSeq names its product dTDP-D-glucose 4,6-dehydratase. Gene Ontology annotation, molecular function: dTDP-glucose 4,6-dehydratase activity. The record is from RefSeq and is a predicted model, not a curated record. The transcript has 5 exons. Gene Ontology annotation, biological process: nucleotide-sugar metabolic process. Bases 1134 to 2408 code for a protein of 424 amino acids. NCBI's taxonomy places the organism in Eukaryota, Fungi, Ascomycota, Sordariomycetes, Magnaporthales, Pyriculariaceae.
GGGGAAGUCAAACAGAUCCAUCGAAGAGAAGCCCCUUGUAAAAGGAAAAUAAAAUAACCAAACCCCGCCAAAUCUCCAUGCUCUUCAGCUCUUGAUGCAAGCUGGAGAACUACCAUCACAUCUUAACCCAGACACUCGACCAAGGCUGACUGUACCUAUCCUGCCAUGCACCGAUAGUUCGGACCCGUGCGAUAGGUCGGUCGUUGAACGGCGCAGCCGCGGAAGUAGGCCGAGGCCGGCUUGGAACCACGGCAAAGUCCAUCUUGAGCCGGUCUUGGGAUACCUUUAGCCUCUUGGGUACUUAGCGCGCACAGUCUCCUUGCCUAUCAGUCUUGCAGUGAUUACUACACCAAGCACAUAUCCAUUCUAAUACCCCCAUGCUAGACUAGACAGCUCGAUAGGCAGGCCUUUCUUCAGUGGCAUCAGCCCAAAGUCGCUGGUCGCAUUGGGAUGUGCAGCCAUCUGCAAUACCUAUUCUACCUUGCCUAUUCUUGUUUAGAUUCUAUACAAGACACCUAUAGACUAUCCUAGAUUGGGCUCAACUACAUGUCGCACUGCAACGCCCCUCGCCUUAUUGUUUGUACGCCUCUUCUUCACACCAGGGGCUUCGGGCCUUCGAUUUGCAUGCGUGGCUUGAUCAGUAGCAAGCCAUCUUCACCGAAUACCAUCUUCUCCUGACCCAUUUUGCUGUCACAAGGAUAUCUCCCUGUUGGGGCUGAUCACCCCCAGACCCAGAACAACAGAAACCCCCGGAAGCCGACCGUAUCUAUCUCUAUCUUAGUGUCGGCAGAGCCUGAGCAUAGUAUCUUCAGACCUCCACAUAUAACACUGCUUCCUACCUACGCAACUCUUCAUUUUCUUGCUUCUAUUUUCAUUCAUUACCUUGGGGGACAUUCGUUGUCAGCCAUCAAAACCUUAUCUUCCUUGGAAGGGCCUUGUCCACUUUCACUCUUUUAAUCUUUCAGAGUUCUAUGUUCGGAUAACUCGGAGUUCAAUACACCUAUUUCAUCAUUACAGUCUUCUGACAUCUGUCUGAAAUCUCUCUUAUAACUACCCAUCUACUACCCAUCUACAUAGAAGAAACCAUCACCAGAAACAACUUUGAUAACGAUCUGGAAGUCGAGAUUAUUGCAAUGGGUUUGAGCAGUGACAGCAACGCCAACGGCAAUGGCGCCGGUGGCCCCAAUUUCUUCGAGGACUAUGGCGUGUGGAAGGAGGCUCCCAUCCUGAAGGGUACCACCAAGUUCGAGCCACUUCCAGAUGUGAAGAACAUCAUGGUGACAGGGGGUGCUGGCUUCAUAGCAUGCUGGCUCGUCCGACAUCUCGCUCUUACCUAUCCUCACGCCUACAACAUAGUUUCAUUUGACAAACUGGACUAUUGCUCUUCGCUCAACAACACUAGGGCGCUCAAUGAAAAACGAAACUUCAGUUUCUACCAAGGAGAUGUCACCAGCCCGACUGAGGUCAUGGACUGCCUUGAGCGGUACAACAUCGAUACCAUUUUCCACUUUGCUGCACAGUCGCACGUCGACCUGAGCUUUGGUAACUCGUACAGCUUCACGCACACCAACGUCUAUGGCACCCAUGUCCUUCUUGAGAGCGCCAAGAAGGUGGGCAUCAGGCGGUUCAUCCACAUAUCGACAGAUGAGGUAUAUGGCGAAGUCAAGGAUGACGAUGAGGACCUGCUCGAGUCCAGCAUUCUUGCGCCCACGAACCCUUACGCCGCAAGCAAGGCCGCUGCGGAGAUGCUGGUGCACUCGUACCAGAAGAGCUUCAAGCUCCCCGUCAUCAUUGUGCGAAGCAACAAUGUUUAUGGCCCGCACCAGUACCCGGAGAAAAUUAUACCAAAAUUCUCAUGCCUGUUACACCGUGGCCAGCCUGUGGUUUUGCAUGGUGACGGCAGCCCGACACGCAGGUACUUGUUCGCCGGCGAUGCAGCAGAUGCGUUCGACACAAUUCUGCACAGAGGCGAGCUCGGACAGGUCUACAACGUCGGUUCAUACGAUGAGAUCUCCAACCUUGACCUGUGUGACAAGCUCCUCACCGAGCUCAAGAUCCCCCAUGACACUACCGAGGAGUUCCGAAAGUGGGUCAAGUACACCCAGGACCGGCCUUUCAACGACCACCGAUACGCCGUGGAUGGCACCAAACUGCGCCAGCUCGGCUGGGAUCAAAAGACAAGCUUCGCCGAGGGCCUGAGCAUCACUGUGGAGUGGUACCGCAAGUUUGGAGAGAAGUGGUGGGGUGACAUUUCAAAGGUCCUCAGUCCCUUCCCCAUCGUUCAGGGCAAGGAGGUCGUGUCUGACCAUGAGCCGGUCACGGAUAUGCCCCAGGAGCCCAUGGAGAAGAAGCGCAAGAUUGGCCAGGUGAACAUCAAGACCAACGGAAACGGAGUUACGCAUCAUUGAGCAUUGGGGAGAGCGGCGCUGUAAUUGGUGAUGGAUGUAUUUUUUUUUAUUUUUUUUGGCUUGUUUUAAUAUGAGUUUUCAAAGGGGCAUUGGGAUUUGCAUUCGACGCGCGGCCUAGAUCUCUAGAAGGUUUAUAUCUCAUGGCAUGUUACUAUUUUCGGGGUAAUAAAUUGCGAUAGAAUUGGUUAUUGGAAUUUAUUCCGGAAAGAAGCCUG